Molecule: messenger RNA, 3091 nt
Organism: Cuscuta epithymum
Lineage: Eukaryota; Viridiplantae; Streptophyta; Magnoliopsida; Solanales; Convolvulaceae
Source: the annotation of a GenBank genome assembly
CUGGAGUGAGCUGUGGUCUGUAAACUCGAGCUGUGAGAGUGCUGAGACUGUUGGGUUGAUAUCUCGAGCUAUACCAAUCCAAUUAAGGCGUGUGAGAUACCACAAGAAAUCUCUCAAGACGAGGAAUCCGUGAAGGUCUGGUUUGCAUCAAUCGGAGUAGUGGAAGGCUUCCAAAUCGUCCGAGAAAAACACAACCUCGCAGAAACGGAUCUACUCUUCUAAAGAAACGUGUUCACCGGAAAACACCCAUUCUAGGGGCUGUUUUCGUACCAACGUUUAGGGGUUGAGCUAGCGCUUUGAAGAGGCUGUUUAACACUCAUAUUUGAGCAAGGAAUCAGUUCCAAAUCCACCUUGACCAAAGUCUUGACCAUUGGACCAAGAAGGGAUAGUUUAAAGCUCAAUUGAGGUGAGGAUGACCGACUAUAUUGCUUAUAAUCCUUGGGUUAAUUUCAUAAGAUUACCUAAGAUAACUAAAUGUGAUUUUCAUGGAUUAUUAAUGAUUAAUAAUGCCUAAUGAAAAUAUUGUUGUUUAUUAAUAGAAGAUGCAUAAUAUACAAAUUUAUGAGUAAAUGGUGUAUAGUUAUGCAUUGUAAGAAUGAUGAUAUGAUGAAUGUAUAAAUCAUGAAUUUUUGUGAUGAAAUAUACUUUUACUUCAUGUAUAGAAAUCAUGAAUGGAUAAAAGUGAUAUUUUUGAUAUUGAGAUUAAAUCAUAUAUAGAUUGUGAGAGAGGUACACCUUAAGUAGUCUUAUGAGAUGUCUUAAGGAGUGUGUCACCACUGCUUCAUACUCCAUAUGAGUAGUCUUAAGUAGUCUUAUGAGAUGUCUUGGAUUAUGGAGUGUGUCACCACUGCUUCAUACUCCAUAUCAAUCAAUGGUGUUCUUCAUGGCCAUUUUGAGGGUAAAAGAGGGCUUCGGCAAGGGGACCCUAUGUCCCCCCUCUUAUUUGUUCUAUGCUUGGAGUACUUAUCCAGGCUAUUGAAUGAUAGGACCAAAAAUCCUAUGUUCAAGCACCAUCCUUUGUGUGGAUCACUUAACAUUUCACAUGUGGCAUAUGCUGAUGAUUUGAUGCUUUUUUCUAGAGGUGAUACCACAUCUAUACAGAUUCUCACAGAUGUUUUGGAAGAUUUUGGUAACAUAUCUGGCCUUAGGGUCAACUAUGAUAAAUCAAAUAUCUUCCUUGGUAGUAAUGCAUAUUAUGAGCUUGACACUAUACUUGAACUGGUGGACUUUAAAAUUGGUGCAUUCCCGGUCAAAUAUCUUGGGGUCCCUCUGGCGCCCUUAAAGUUAUCUGUGGCCCAGUAUGCACCCCUUUUGGAGUCCAUCACCACUUUUAUUAAUGCUUGGAAUCUUAAGUCUUUAUCUUAUGCAGGCUGAGUUGAGCUAGUCAAGUCGGUUAUACAGGGUGUACACUCUUUUUGGCUACAAAUGUUUCCCAUCCCUAAUGUUAUUCUUGACAGGAUUACAUCCAUUUGCCGCAUUUUUCUUUGGGGAAGUAAAUUCGCUAGGGUCGCAUGGGCGGAUAUUUGCCUCCCGAAAGAAGAAGGCGGACUUGGUAUACAUGACACGAAGGUAUGGAACAAGGCUCUACUUUCCAAAACUUUUUGGGAUAUACACACUAAAAAGGACACACUUUGGGUCAAGUGGGUACAUGGGGUUUAUCUAAAGGGCAGGAGUGUGUGGGAGUUUGUCCCACACGAAAGAGAUUCACAACUAUUUAAGAAGAUUGCACUAAUCCGAGAUGAAAUACUCUCCAAAUUCCCGGACAUUCCGAGCGCUAUACUUGGCCUAAAUGCUCUUCAGUUCAAUGGCAAGCUUGUAUCCUCCAAGGUUUAUAAUUUGCUUAGGACUAGGGCUGCCACCCGUGUGUGGAUGCCAUUUAUUUGGAAAGAUUACAUCCCUCCCAAAUUUUCCUUUAUUACUUGGUUGGCAUUCCGGAAUAGGUUAGCCACAUGUGAUAAUCUUCAUAGAUUAGAUGUGGAUAAUACUUGUGUAUUGUGCAAGGGUGGACCGGAAACGGUUCCACACCUCUACUUUGAAUGCCCUUUUUCAGGUAAGGUCUGGACUAUGAUGAAAGCUUGGAUUGGCAUUCCACGGAUGAUGGGGACCCUAGCUAGCUCGGUCAAAUGGAUCAAGAAGGAAAGGAGCGGAGCUAAUGUGCAAGCCAAGGCUGCUAGGAUUGCUUUCUCUUGCACCAUUUACUGGAUUUGGAGAGUCAGGAAUGCAGCUAGAUUUGAUGGAUUUUUGCCUAAAGAGGAGGAUGUUUUUGCUAGGAUAAAAUAUAUUGUCUUUCAAAUUUUGUAUAGCAUUUAUCCUUGUGAUUUGGUAGUACUUUCAUAACUGUCCGCCCAUCACCGUUUCUGUUUGUGAUUGGUCGUGAGGUAGUAUAGGGGGGCUGCUAUGGCUCCCUUAUUUUGGCAGGUGAUGGGUUAUCCAAUAUUUGGAUAGCCUACGUUUUUGCUCAUAUUUUGGCUGUACAGAUAAACUCUUUGGACGGUUUCUAAUAUACUUACAUGUUAUCCAAAAAAAAAAAUGAGAUGUCUUAAGGUAGAAAUGGGUAAACGCUAAGUUACCGUAGGAGUAGGCCUCAAAGGCUACUCAUAAUAGAGGAACUCUAGGCAUAGAACUUGCUUAGUGAACUAGUAUCGUGACUAGAGGAAGCCUCUAGCACGAUGAAGAAUGACUGGAGGAAGCCUCCAGCAUUCGUGUAGGACGACUAGAGGAAGCCUCUAGCGUAACGUGAUGUGACUGGAGGAAGCCUCCAGCACAACGUAUGUAAGGUGAUUAGAGGAAGCCUCUAACACCAAGUGGAGUGACUAGAGUAAGCCUCUAGCACGACAAAACAUGACUAGAGGAAGCCUCUAGCAUGGUAAACUAAUAUAUAUGGGUGUGGCUUGAAGUCACGGGGAAAGGGUUAAAUGUUUUCAAAGUAAACAUGGGCCUUCGGGCGACUACUUGACUUUAUAUAUAAAGUAAGUAUACUUUUAAAGAGGGUAACCACGGGUUAUGACCUAUAAUAUAAUAACAUCCUAGAUUGAGGGUCUUGGAAAUUGAAACUUUGAUUAUACUUAGUAUAGUUGUCAUUGUACUUGUC